GACAGCUCUGCGCCGGGAGACACACACAACAUAGACUUCAGCGCUGUUUGACACUCGGUAAAAUAUAAUCCGGAUUCCUGAAGAGGUCCCGAGACACGUCAACACGGAGUGCCAUGAUGAUUAAACCAUAUGCAAGACAAGGCGAGGGGGAGGAGGCCCUCAGCCCUCCACAGUGGAUGGACAGAGACAUGAGCUCACCUGAUGGAGAUGCAUCAGUCUCAUCACACUGCUACCUGGAAGGUGGAGUGAACCAAGAGGACAGGGAGAUGGGAAGUGAAGAUGCACAUGAGGACGACGAGGACGACGAGGAGGGCCAGGAGGACGAAAAUGAGUCCAAGCGACGCGGGCCCAAGAAAAAGCGGAUGACAAAGGCCCGGCAGGAGCGAUUUCGAGCCCGACGUGUGAAGGCCAACGCCAGGGAACGCUCACGCAUGCACGGUCUGAAUGAUGCACUGGAGAACCUGCGCACCAUCAUGCCAUGUCACUCCAAAACACAGAAACUGUCCAAGAUCGAGACUUUACGGCUGGCCCGCAACUACAUCUGCGCUCUGUCCGAGGCCCUAGAGGGGGGCCUCUCCACAGAGAGCAGAGCCUUCAUGGAGACACUGUGUAAGGGCCUCUCGCAGCCCACCAGCAACCUGGUAGCCGGCUGCUUGCAGCUGGGACCGGCCUCUGGUGCCGGGGUGAGGCCCGAGGACAGACACAGAGUUCGGGCAGCACCCGCUCCUCUCGGUGGCGUGGCGAGCUACUCCUCCCCAGGACUGCCGAGUCCGCCGUAUGGCACUUUUGACUCUGCUCACCUGCUUCAGCUGAGGGCCAUGAAAGGAGGAGUGUACGAGAACCAUUCGCCGAGUGAGUACAACGCCGGAGGGGUGGGGACCCCUCCAUACGACGGCCCCCCUACACCACCUCUUAGCAUCAGCAGUAACCUGAUGCCCAAACAGGAGCCUUCGCCCCACUACCCACCACCUCACCACUACUCGCCCUCCCCUGCAGACCAAGGCCUCUACCAGACUCAGACCGGCUAUAACGGACACAUAGAGGGGCCCUAUGACUCGUACCAUCCACAGCACAUGCCCCAACGACAGAUAGCCUCCGUCUACAGAGACUAAGAUGGAUCCGAAGAGUAGACUCCGUUUCACCAUUCAAUGCGACCUGACUGCUCGUCUUCACUCUCUGGUCCUUUGUGAACGCUGACUGAGGGAUCCGUCUCUCCCAGUAGACAGUUUGUUAGUAGAACUGUAGAGUAAAACUAUGUGCACAUAGACUAGCACUGAUGUUAAAAAUGAAAAACAAUACUUGACCAAAACCAACACAUUUUCUGAAGACACUGAUUACCAAAUAUUUAAGGGUCCUAACAGGAAUUGUUGCUUUGGCUAUUUGGACCAGAUGUCCUGUUACUUUGAUUCACGCACUUCUAAUUUAGCUUUGGCAACAUCUCAUAUUCUACAUAAAUUAAUGGUAGCUUUUAUUUAUUCUCUAAUUUAAUACAGUAUAUGUGGAGUUUGUUCUGAUAUGCAGGUGUGUUUGGUUUUUCUUUUGUAGAUAUUUAUGGCCAAGCCCGAUUUUUGUUUGCUAUUUAGACUGAUACUUCAUCUCUUGUAUUCCUUUUGUGUCCUUUUUUAUUCCACAACUGUAUGUUUUGCACUCAAAAGCUAUUCAGUGGUAGUUAUCCUUGUGCUAUGUGGCUGAUCUUUGGAAGGUGUACAGAAGCAUUAUGUUUGUAUAGAACAAAUAUCAAGGUGAAGA
Molecule: messenger RNA, 1749 nt
Organism: Pungitius pungitius (ninespine stickleback)
Lineage: Eukaryota; Metazoa; Chordata; Actinopteri; Perciformes; Gasterosteidae
Product: neurogenic differentiation factor 4-like
Exons: 2
Coding region: 114-1112 (332 amino acids)
Biological process (GO): camera-type eye development; positive regulation of transcription by RNA polymerase II; axon development
Cellular component (GO): nucleus
Molecular function (GO): protein dimerization activity; DNA-binding transcription factor activity, RNA polymerase II-specific; E-box binding
Source: RefSeq, a predicted model, not a curated record